ACCGGUUCUGUUCUUGGCUGUUUCUGGGCUGGCUCCAGCCUCCCUCCUUUGGGGCACCGUCAUGCCCUCACGCAGUGACUCGAGCUACUCGCUGACCGGACGCACGUCCCGCAGUUUCACUCACCUGCGCGUCCGGCGCGCCUGGCUGCAGAUCCUCCUCCUCCUCGGCUUCAUCCAGAUGAUCCUGGGCGUUCUGAUCGUGACGCUGAGUCUGCUGGUCACCACCAACAUGCCCUCUCACCACCCCAUUCGGAGUUCUUGUCCUAUCUGGGCUGGCUUUCCGUUGGCGUUCUCCGGAGUCGUUGGCAUAGUAUCCUGGAGACGCCCUUUCACCCCUGUGAUCACCUUCUUCACGCUCCUCUCCGUGCUAGGAGUCAUGCUUAGCCUGGCUGGCUCCAUCCUCUCCUGCCAAUACGCCCAGCAGGUGAAGUCCCUGGAGGCUUGCGAGCGGAGCAACUUCUUAUACAAGAAGUGCAUUUACUCCUCCUCAGAACCUGGGUUUCCUCCCUGCAGAAAUAAUUCAGAGCCAGAUCCAAAUUGUACCAGAGUCCUUCUAGUCCUCAAGGACCUGCUCUUCAGCGUUUGCGGCCUGACCAUUUUCGCCAUCAUGGUGUGCACUCUCUCCGCCAUCAUGUGCUGCAUCCAGAUCUUUUCUUUGGACAUUCUCCACGCGCUCUCUCCGCCACGUUCCAGCUCCGUGACGUUGGACUGCACCUCUCCCCCGGACACUUACUUACACCAUAUGCUGGACCUGGACGAGUUUGUACCUCCGGUACCACCGCCACCCUAUUACCCCCCAGAGUACACCUGCAGUUCUGAGACUGAUGCCCAAAGCAUUACCUACAACGGUUCCAUGGACAGCCCUGUGCCGCUGUACCCCACCGACUUCCCUCCCAGUUAUGAGGCCGUCAUGGGACUUCACGGGGACAGCCAGGUGACGCUGUUUGACUCUCAGUUCACGGACACCUCGCACGGCCCCUGCUCCUGCAACCAGGUCCCUUCCGUCGUGCUCAGUGGCGAAGCGGUUUCCAUGGACAGUGGCUCCUUAAUUAUGUCGGAGAUUGUAGACAUCCCGGGCGAGAGCAGCCCGUCCGAGGACUCGUGCCUGCUGGAUGCGAGCGGGUCAGCUUGCUCGGUGGACUACGUGCUGUUCCGCUCCAUCCAGCGUAGCCGGGCUGAUUACUGCCUGAGUGUGGAUUGUGGCCAGUGCGGCCUGCACCCCCAGGGGCCCUUUGAGGAGACGCCGCAGGUGCGCCUCCGCGGGGAGCGCUCCUACUCCUGCUCGACGCCUGGCACGGGCUACGAGGGCUUGCUGGAAACCGGCAGUGCCCAUACCCACAGCUGCCACCGCCUGGAAGGCCUGGGCCACAGCGUAGGGCCCUGCUUCCCUGAGGUGCGCGUGAAGGCCAAGACUUCGCUUCCGGGGCGCAAAGGCCCUGGGCGGCAGCCGCGCCGGAGCAGCGAAGCUUCCUGCCGCCUGCCCUCAGUCCAGUGUCCCCUGCAGCGCUCUCACAGUGAUCCUGGAAUUAGCACAGCCAGCGACACCGAAAGCGACUUCCAAGAAGUAUUCUGCACCAAGGUGUCGGACGAUGGCGGAUCCAACUCCUCAGCAGGUACAGGGGAGGGGAGGGGUUGCCCGGGGGAGUGUUUACAGGCUGGCGUUCUGCUUCCGUCGCUCCGCGGGCCACCCUCUGUCGCUCCGCCAGCAGGGAAGGCCAAGCUGGAGGUGCCGCGGAAGGUGCCGCAGCACCUGUCCAAGACCGCCACACGCUCCCUAGGGGACCUGAAGGUGUGCCGCGGGACACGCGGGCUCAUGGCCCGCUUUCUGCACAGAUCCAAGCGCAACCUGGUUUUGGCGGGGGCAGAAACGGCCGGCCGCGGCAGCAGCGCUCGGGGCCGCAAACAGGUGUCGAGGAUGGGGGUUGAACGGUGCCCUCCGGAGGGCAUGCACCUCCAGAGCUGCGGCGACCUAAGCUCUACCUCUUCCUUGCGCCGCCUCCUCUCGGGUCGGCGGCUGGAGCGACGGCGCCCCCACAGCCUUAGCGGACUCAUCAGGGAAAGCAACCUGUAAGGAGCUGCUUGGGAGGGGCCCUUUCCACUGUCCGACGUUGCGGCUUCUUCACGGUGGUGGCCUUGGAUCGGAACAGCCUGGAAGAACUGGACCGCAGC
Messenger RNA from Elgaria multicarinata webbii, 2169 nucleotides. RefSeq names its product endosomal transmembrane epsin interactor 3 (gene ENTREP3). Lineage: Eukaryota; Metazoa; Chordata; Lepidosauria; Squamata; Anguidae. The record is from RefSeq and is a predicted model, not a curated record. The coding region runs from base 62 to 2071 and encodes 669 amino acids. Gene Ontology annotation, cellular component: membrane. The transcript has 12 exons.